Messenger RNA from Myotis myotis, 1802 nucleotides. RefSeq names its product histone-lysine N-methyltransferase SETMAR-like. The transcript has 3 exons. The record is from RefSeq and is a predicted model, not a curated record. The coding region runs from base 95 to 634 and encodes 179 amino acids. Lineage: Eukaryota; Metazoa; Chordata; Mammalia; Chiroptera; Vespertilionidae.
GUCUGGGCAGCCGGACCCGGCGGGCGGCGGUCUGGCCGCCGAGGUGCGAAGGGAAGAGCCCCAGUCGCCGCCGCCGCCGCCGCCGGAGAGGACCAUGUCUGCGAGUCGAGCCAAGAAAGUGAAGAUGGCCACCAAAUCGUGCCCCGAGUGCGACCUCCAGGUUCCUGUUGCAUGUAAAUCUUGUCCCUGUGGUUAUAUAUUUAUUAAUAGAAAACUCCUAAAAGUAAAACAGUCAGAUAAAUCAUCACCUUUUACAGAAGUGAGCAAUGCCAUGUCUCUGAAAGAUCUGCGAAUACUCUUCUUAUACGAGUUUAAACUCGGACACAGCGCCGCCACGGCCAGCAGAAACAUCGCCUCCGUCUUCGGAGAAGGCUCCGUGAACGAAAGGACCAUCCGCUGGUGGUUUGAGAAGUUCCGUUCUGGGGACCUGAGUCUGAAGAAUGAGCCUCGCGGGAGACCCAGGUCGGUCCUAAAUGAAGACGAGCUGCGAGCCAUGGUGGAGGCGAACCCCAAGAGCGCCGUCCGGGGCCUCGCCGCAGACCUAGGCGUUUCUGCCACAACCAUUUCUCGCCACCUGGCUGCCAUGGGAAAGGUGAAAAGGUUGGACAGGUGGGUGACAGCCGCUGAUGGCUGAUCAGGUGUUUGGAGAGACGCUCACCCUUAAGAUGUGGAAGAGCAGAGACCUUAUGAGAGCGUCCUAAGUGACAGAAAUGAAGUGGAAAGGGAUCUGGGCAAUGGCUGGAUGUUGAUGAAGUUCCCCAACGUGUUAAAACCUUCCUUCUACCAAAAGAGAGAGGAUCUGGUAACUGGGUGUGUGUGUGUGUGUGUGUGUGUGUGUGUGUGUGUGUGUGCGCGUGUGUGCGCACAGGGUGUUUCAGCACCAUGUUCGCCCGGACUGCUUUCCCUGCGUGAACGAGCCGCAUUGCCCAGCAGUGGGCUCACGGACCCAGUCGCGCCGCAGCGUUCUGCGCUGGUCCGCAGGCGUGGACCUGUCCUGCCGGGACAGCAGCGGACUGCAGACAUCACAGACCGCCUUGGGGAGGCAACUGAAUCGGGCAAAGGAAUUUAGCGCGUCCAUCAGACUCACCUGGCCUUUUAACACAGAUUCCCCCUCCUUUGUCAUUUGUAACUAAGACACAGAACAUUCUCUGCUUGAGAAGCAGGAAUUGAAGGAAGUGAACGUCUUGUAACAAGACUGGAUUUUAUAAAUGUAGUAUGUCAUUUAAUAUUGGGGGAAGUUUAUCACUUGGAGAAAGCAGCUCAUACUAUUAGUGUAUAUUUUGGUUGAAUGAAGCUGUUGUUUUUCUCAAAAAAUAUAACAUUGUCAUUUUGACCUACAAAAAGGCAAUUGCAUAUGGUUCACCCUGAUCAUUUCCUAAUCCCGGCAGAGCCCGGAGCCGGAAAGGCACUCAGGAGCCAAAGCUACUGCUGCUCCCGAGGACUGCGGCUUCUUCCCGGGAGGGGUGUGGCGCAACCCAGGGAGCGCAGGCGUGUGUGUGUGUGUGUGUGUGUGUGUGUGAAAGAUGCUUAGGAGUCAGCCGAGCAGAAACCCAGGUGCCGAGUGCGUCAGCCUCCUUCCCCUCCUUUGACCUCAGCUGCUUUGCUCCUGGUGUGCUUUCUGUCUGAAUGUUUGCUGUUCCUCUUCACCUUAGUAACUCUACCCAUCAUGCACUUUUCCUCCAGGAAGUCUUCCCUGGUUGCCCUGCCCCCACCCCAGGUCAGGUCCCCUUGACGAUGGCCUAAGAAUCCCAGUAUUGUUCCUGCAUAAUGUGAUCAUGGUCAGAAUAUAUUUAUUUGUGAGA